Pestalotiopsis fici W106-1 is the source of this 3822-nucleotide messenger RNA. RefSeq lists its product as uncharacterized. Bases 1 to 3822 code for a protein of 1273 amino acids. The record is from RefSeq and is a predicted model, not a curated record. NCBI's taxonomy places the organism in Eukaryota, Fungi, Ascomycota, Sordariomycetes, Amphisphaeriales, Sporocadaceae. The transcript is spliced from 2 exons.
AUGGCGACUUUGGAAGAGAAGCUGGACAAGAUCCGGUCGCCGAAUCUUCAGAGUCAGCAGCAGACCGUCGUCAUCCUCAAGGCAGUCGACGAGACGCUGAAGGAACAAAACACGGCACCGACGCCUACAGGCUACUUUGCCGCCCUUCUCGCACUUCUCAACCAAUCCAUCUCCAAUGGUCAAAUCAACAAGGAACUGACCCCUUCGGUCGUCUAUCUUCUCGACGUUGUUACGCCAUUCGCUCCCCACUCACUCCUCCGAUCAAAAUUUACCCAGAUUCUUACGCUGCUCGCGCCCGUGCUGCUCCUUGCAGAUGCCGAGGCCCCGCUGCUCAAGCCAUCCAUUGGAUGUCUCGAAGCUCUUCUUCUCGCACAGGACCUGGCAGCAUGGAAGCAGUCUACCAACGAGAUUAGCCCGCGCAGGGCCGUGGCAGGACUCUUGAACCUCGCCAUAGACCACCGACCCAAGGUCCGCAAGCGGGCACAGGAUGCUCUCAAGAAGAUCCUCACCAACCCCCCUCCCAGCCCGUCUUUGGACCACCCGGCCGCCGACCUUUGCGCUGAAACCGCCAUGAGGAGCCUCGCUGAGCUGGCCGAGAAGGCUGCGGCCUCGAGAAAACAAAAGAAGUCGGCCGAGGGAGAGCACGACCCGGCUUUGAUCCAUGCCCUUCAGCUCAUCAAGACGGUUACUCUCGCAUGUGGCGGCUGGCCGAGCAAGAACAUUGAAUCGCUCUGCGAACUCCUCCUCGGUAUUGCCAAGACCGGAAACGACCACAUGACCAUGGCCGUCUUUGACAUUUUCGAGAUGAUCUUCGAGGGUAUGGCUACCGAGGAAAUGGCCUCUGUCAAGCUCCCACGCCUGCUCGAGAUUAUUGCCGAAUUGCGACCUUCUGCCAACGACACACAACUUCUUCCCCCUUGGAUUGCUAUUCUGUCGAGGGGCUACGACGUUUCUGCCCAGAUGGAACCAGAGGAUACCUUCCAGAAGCUGCCCGAUCUGUUCAGCUUGGUCUCCGAGUUUAUGGAAUCAUCCUCGCAUAACAUCCGCGUUUCCGCAUCAGAAUGUCUGAUCUCUUUCGCGGCCAACUGCAUUCCCAACCAAGUCAUUUUGGAGCCAUCCAUCUAUGACGAGAAGGUUCUUGAGAAGCUAGCGCAGAUUGCCGAGAAAUUCCUCACUGUCCAGUACCAGUCAGCAUGGAUGCAGACCUUUAACGUCUUUGGUGGCCUUUUUGAUGCUCUCCGAUGGCGAUCAAACCCGAUACUCCUUGGCAUCGUAAAAGCCGUUGGCGAACUCCGCGGCAACGACUCUUUCAUGGGUAAGAAGGAGGCGGACGAUGUGCUUGGCAAGGCUGUGAGAGCCAUGGGCCCCGAGGCUGUUCUCAAGGUUCUGCCUCUGAACCUGGCAAAGCCUGCAAGGGGCCAGCCUGGCCGUGCGUGGUUGCUUCCGAUCAUGCGUGACUACACAAGCAACACCAACCUUCAGCACUUUAGGGACGAGAUGGUACCUCUCAGCGAGGCCAUGUUCCAAAAGGUCCUCGACAAUGGCGAUGCCCCCAAGACUAUGGAGAUCAAGAUAUACGAGACUCUGGUCUCGCAAAUUUGGUCCAUCUUGCCUGGAUACUGCGACUUGCCGUUGGACCUUACCACGGCUUUCGACCAGUCGCUUGCAGAGAUGCUAGCUAACCUACUCUACAAGCAAAUUGAUUUGCGACUCGAAGUUUGCAGAGCUCUCAGGACCUUGGUUGAGUCCAACCAGGCCAUUGCUUCGGUGGAAGAUGCUGAAGAUCUAGUCCUGCAGAGCCGGGUUUCGAAGGAUGAUGCAAAGAAGAACUUGACCUACUUGGGUACAUUUGCGGGCAAUCUGCUUGCUGUGCUGUUCAACGUUUAUAGUCAGACUCUUCCCCAAUCACGAGGACCCAUCCUGCAAACUAUCAAUUCUUAUCUGAGCAUAACUCCUAACCAGGAACUUAUUGAGACAUUCGACAGAGUUAGCAACAUGCUUGCCCAGACCAUCGCCGAGGCAGCCAGCGAGCAGGAGAAGAACAACAAGCAGCAGAAGCCCAAGGACCAGAUGCCAUCUACAAGCCAUACACUCAUGGACCUGGUUAUUACCAUGUCUGCGUAUCUACCCCGUGAAAGUUUCGGAGCUCUUUUCAACAUCUCAUCUCUCAUUAUCGUGAAGGAUGACGACCCACAACUGCAGAAGAAGGCCUACAAGCUUAUUCCUCGGUUAGCAGGAUCUGAUAUUGGUAAAGUGGCAUUGCAGGAACGAUUCGAGGAAUUGCAAAAUCUGCUACUCUCCAGCUCCGAGAAGGUGUCCAUUCCAGCCCGGAGAGAGCGGAUCGCUGCCAUUGCGUCCAUGGUCCCAUUCAUCCCCGACGAUGGACUUCAUUUUAUUCCCUCUGUCCUCUCGGAAGUUGUGAUUGGCUGCAAGGAGAACAACGAGAAGGCAAGAACUUCGGCAUUUGAUUUGCUUGUUGCCAUGGGCCAGAGGUUAGAACAGUCCAAGGGCAAGAUGAUUGUCAACAGCAAAGUGCCUCACAUGCCCGCCGACGCGCCGUCGGUUCCUGCUGGUAUCGAGGAGUACUUUACCAUGGUCAGUGCCGGUCUUGCUGGCAGCACUCCCCAUAUGAUUUCUGCCUCUAUUACCGCCAUAACCCGUAUUCUUUACGAAUUCCGCGAAGCCCUUAGCCACGAAAUCAUGAGCGACCUUGUACAGACCAUGGAUCUAUUCCUGACGUCCAACAACCGUGAGAUUGUCAAGAGUGUCUUAGGUUUCGUCAAAGUGUGCAUCAUCAGCUUGCCAACAGAAAUGAUGGUUCCUCGACUGCCAUCCCUAAUUCCCAACCUGAUGGUCUGGGGUCACGAGCACAAGGGACAUUUCCGAGCCAAGGUCAAGCACAUUUUGGAAAGAAUGAUUCGUCGCUUCGGCUUCGACAUUGUGAACAAGCACUGCCCCGAGGACGAUCGCAAAUUGAUCAACAACAUUCGCAAGACCAAGGAGCGCAGCAAGAGAAAGAAGGAAGCCGCCAAGGCCGAGGGCCAGGAAGAAGACGAGGAUGAGGCUGAUGGCAAGCGCCGCAGUCGCUUCGAGAGCGAAUACGACGAGGCGCUUUACUCUAGUGACGACUCUGAUGCCGCCGAGGACUCUGACGAGGAGAUGGGCGGAAACGUCUCCAAGAAGGGCAAGAAGGGCGGAAACACAUACAUCAUGGAGGAUGAGGACGAGCCCCUCGAUCUGCUCGACAAGAAGGCCCUCGCCAGCAUCUCGUCGACCAAGCCCGUUAAGAUGCGCAAGGCAGGCCGGACAAAGGCCAAGACCGACAUGGACGGCAAGCUCAUCCUUGGCCAGGAUGACGAAGACGAUGCCAUGGUUAUGGACGCACCUGCCGAGGGCGGUGACAGUGGUGUAGGCGCCUACGUUGCGGCCCUCAGAGGCAAGGAUGCAGCCCGUCGUGGACAGCGUGGCCGUCUCAAGUUCUCCAACAAGCACAGAAACCAGGAUGACGAUGAUGAUGAGAUGGAAGUCGACGAGCGCGACAUGGCCGCCAUCAAGCACACUGUCAACAAGGCUCACGGAGGCGACCGGGGCGGAAGAGGCGGCCGUGGAGGUUGGGGAGGGGGCCGUGGAGGAGGCCGUGGAGGCUGGGGAGGAGGCCGAGGAGGAGGAGAUCGUGGAGGAGGAGGCCGCGGUGGCAGAAGUGGCCGAGGAAGCUUUAACGGCGGCCGGAGAGGACUCGGCGAGGACAAAAGACACGGGGCUUCUGUACAGGGCGGUGGCAAGGUGGGAAAGCCUCAUUUCCCAAAGGGAGGAAGGCGAUAA